Molecule: messenger RNA, 1989 nt
Organism: Eurytemora carolleeae
Lineage: Eukaryota; Metazoa; Arthropoda; Copepoda; Calanoida; Temoridae
Product: protein msta
Exons: 19
Coding region: 47-1486 (479 amino acids)
Molecular function (GO): protein binding
Source: RefSeq, a predicted model, not a curated record
UUUUAUAAAGGUUUAUGAAGCUGAAUAACUUGAAUAUCAGAAUAAAAUGGAAAACCUUGAUCCUGUUCUAUUCCGUAUACUGGAAACUGAGGAAAACUCUAGGCACCUAGUAGCUCUCAGAGAUCUUGAGGCCGGAGAACUUAUCUUUAGUGAACAUCCUGUAGCUGUCGGACCCGGAGAUUCUCAGGGUUCAUGUAUAGUUUGCUCUAGAGAUACUCAAGCUGUUUGCUCCAGAUGUUGGUGGACAUUGUGUCAACGAUGUGUACACUCAGAUAUUCAUCAGGAGGAAUGUCGUCUUCUUUCCUCGUGUACAGUGAAGGGCCCGGAGCUUGGUUUACCUACACGUCAUGUUCUUUCCCUCAGAUGUAUUCUUCUUAAGAAGAACCUGAGGAUAUGGGAGAAACUUCAAGGAUUAUGUGAUCAUGGUUUACAGAGUUUAGAUCUUUCUCCGGAUAUUCUAAACCAGGAUCCAGGACUUAGGGAUCUAGUUUCAUUUAUCAGGGAUGAUUGUGGAUUGAACUACUCUAUUGAAGAUAUCUCCUCAGUGUAUCUGGCAGCGACAAGCUCUUGUAUUAUUGCUAGAUCAGAAGGUAUAAGUUUACACGGUGUUUACCUGCAGGGUGGACUGCUCACACAUUCAUGUAUACAGAAUACAAGAAUCAUCAUAAAGGGAGAUCAACCCAAGAUGUUUGUUUAUGCAUCUGUUCCUAUAAAGAAAGGAGAAAAGAUUACAUAUUGUCGUCUUCCAGAAGUGGUUCCUAUUGGAACUCUGGAGAGAAGACGACUUCUUAGAGAAUCAUUCUUAGAUUGUCAUUGUAAAAGGUGUUGUGAUCCAACCGAGUGCAGUUCUUAUACUAGUAGCAUUUACUGUCAAAGAUGUGAGGGGGUGUGUAUCCCCUUGAACCCCCUGAACCAGGAUUGUACCUGGAAAUGUUUAUCCUGUCAGGAAACUGUGGACGGCAGAUUUGUAAGCACUCUCCUCCUGAGUAUACGAGAAGACAUCAAAACAUUCCAGGGCUCCAGGUCUCAGCGCUACCGAACUUUUAGAGAGCAGAAUAAAAGAAUACUACAUCCUAACCACUACCUUCACACGGCAGAACGAGCUAAAUUCUUUCUACAAUUCUCAGUGGAAGAGUCAGUUGAGGAUACUUUACUGAAGAUAUCUGCCGGGAAGGAUAUGCUAGAGCUUGUUGAUGUCCUAGAUCCUGGUUUAUCUAUAUUCAGAGAAUCACUUCUGGUUAAUCUUGGAACAAACUUACAGCUUCUUCUAUCAGAUGAAAUAGUUCGAAGACAGAGUAGCGAUACAAACACUGAAAAUCUGGCAGAUACACAGGUGUAUGCAGGAUUUAGAGAUGCCCUAUUUUGCUUUAAAGAAGCCAGGAAGGCAGCAGAGUUGGAAGGAUGUAAAAGUGCAAUGACAAGUAUUGAUGAGAAUAUCUCAAUUCUUGAAGAAAUGCGUCAAUAUUUCGAAAGUAUCACUCAUUGACGCAAGAUGAAGAUCAAGAAUACUAAAUAUGAGACUUCAAGUGCAACCAUACAGUGCAAAGAGAGUAUAUAUCAGUACAGUGCAAAAAGCUGUAGCUGUAAAAUUGGAGAUUUCGCUAGCAUACUAUAUGAAUUUCACAAGAAUUAAUAUGAAUUUUAAUGUUAGCUUUAAACUCUUCAAAUUAACAGGUUACUAAUUAACAGGUUUUCUGCCUUGUAAUUAAAAAAAGGCUACGGGGAUAAAAAAUGGAAAAAAUGACACUAAAUAAUUUACGUUCAGUCUCCCCUAAGGUUUCAUAUAUUGUGGGUAUCCCUAUAUUUAGAUGUUCUCUCAAAAUAUUAGCUCCUUAAUCUUUGACCUUAAAAAAUGUUAACACUUACAGUAAUUUAUGUGCAGACUGUACUCGAGUUUUUUUUUUAUUUGUUUGUAUAUUUAUAGUUUUUUAACCUUCUAAUGUAACAAAUAUCCGAGAUAUUCAGGUCAUUAAAGUGGAAUUUAAUAAA